Molecule: messenger RNA, 2731 nt
Organism: Monomorium pharaonis (pharaoh ant)
Lineage: Eukaryota; Metazoa; Arthropoda; Insecta; Hymenoptera; Formicidae
Gene: Tpr2
Product: dnaJ homolog subfamily C member 7
Exons: 11
Coding region: 319-1818 (499 amino acids)
Molecular function (GO): protein binding
Source: RefSeq, a predicted model, not a curated record
UGUCGGCGGUUUAUCUUAAUUCCCAUUACAGGAACUCUACAUUGGCCUGUUUUGUGCUGACGAGUGACGACACUGCGAAUGCACGGUUCAUUUCACGCGCUAGCUGAUUGUACGAAGGGGAAGAAAAGAACACGUUGAUCCGCGUCCAUCGCGUAGCGCGGUGCGGUAUCUCUCGUCACGGUCGAUUCUUCGUUCUCUGCAUUUCCGACGAAGGACGAAGCUCAGGGCAGUCAGAGCUGAGAGUACUCGACGCGUUUUCACGGUGCAUGCCAGCGUCGUCGUCGCCUGCCCUUGUCUCAUUUACCAAGGAACACGGCCAUGGCGUCGUCCGAUCAACAGAUCAACAUUACUUCCGAUCCAGCCGUUAACAGUGUGCAAACGGCGGAGAGUACAAAAGAAUUGGCGGAAUCGAAAAAAGAAGCUGCCAAUCAAUAUUAUUCACAAAAACAAUACAAGAAAGCAUUGGUUGGCUAUAAUGAGGUUAUUGCAUUGUGUCCUGAUAUAUCGCGUUACUAUGGCAAUAGAGCAGCAUGUUACAUGAUGCUUGGACAAUAUCGAGAUGCGUUGACAGAUACUAAAAAAUGUAUCGAACUAGAGCCAACAUUUUCUAAAGCGUAUGUAAGAAUGAUUAAAUGCUACUUGAUUUUGGGAGACAUUUUAGAAGCAGAAACCACAUUAAAGAAAUUGCUAGAAUUUGACCCCAAUAACGAAUCGAUAUCCACAGAGCAAAGAGAUAUAGCAUACGUAAAAAAGUUUAUUAACGAUGCUGAUGCUGCCUACAAUGUUAAGGAUUAUCGCAAGGUUGUGUAUUGUAUGGAUCGUUGUUGUGAUAUAAGUACGUCUGGAACACGUUUUAAAUUAACUAAAGCAGAAUGCCUAGCUCUUUUAGGGAGGUAUCAGGAAGCUCAGGAUAUUGCAAACGAUGCUUUACACAUCGAUAAACAGAACGCUGAAGCGUUAUAUAUCCGUGGAAUGUGUUUGUAUUUCCAAGAUGAUGUUGAUAGAGCUUUCACACAUUUCCAACAAGUUUUGCGACUUGCGCCAGAUCAUGCCAAAGCACUAGAAAUAUACAAGAGAGCAAAAUGUUUAAAGAAGAAAAAAGAGGAGGGUAAUGCAGCGUUUAAAAGACAACAAUAUCAAGAAGCUUAUAAUCUUUAUAAUGAAGCCUUAACUAUCGAUCCACAUAAUAUCAUGACUAAUGCUAAAUUACAUUUUAACAAAGCAACAGUUGCAGCCAAGUUAGGGAAAUUAAACGAAUCUUUAACAGAAUGUACAGAAGCUUUACAGCUCAAUGAAAACUAUUUAAAAGCUCUUCUAAAAAGAGCGAGUAUUUAUAUGGAACUCGAAGAAUAUGAAGAGGCAGUUCGUGAUCUCGAAAAGGCGUGUAAAAUGGAAAAAGUUAAUCGCGAAACAAAACGAUUACUCUCAAAAGCUAAAUUGCUAUUGAGGAAAUCUAAGAGGAAAGAUUAUUAUAAAAUUUUAGGUAUUGAUAAAAAUGCAUCUACUGAAGAUAUUAAGAAGGCUUAUAGGAAACGGGCUUUGGAUCAUCAUCCAGAUCGUCAUGCUAAUGCUAGUGAAGGAGAAAAAAGAGAACAAGAGAAAAAGUUCAAGGAAGUCGGAGAAGCUUAUGGUAUUCUUUCAGAUCCCAAGAAACGGUCUCGUUAUGAUCGCGGACAUGAUUUGGAUGAUAACGAAGGUGGUUUCCAAGAUAUAGAUCCGAAUGCAAUGUUCCAUUUCUUCUGUCAAGAUGGAGGUUUCCAAUUUCAGUUUCAUGAUGGCUUCCCCAGUAGUGGUUUUCAGUUCCAAUUUCCAGGUUAAGAAAAUUUGCGAAAACAAAUGGCAAAGCAAAAUAUGUGUAUAUGAUAUACGAAUCCGUUUUUAGUAAAUCCUGUGCAUUGAAUUUUUCAACUACGAUGCAGCGUAGUAUCAUUUGCGCUUCCUAAUUUGGAAUUGCAAGAUGUCAAGCAUUUGUUAAUCGAUUGAUAUACAUAUAUAUAUAUAUAUAUAUAUAUUUAUUUGAACAUGACAUAAAAUGUAUAUAUAACAUGUACGAUCUUAUUAUACAAUAGUACAAUGCAGUAGAUCUUCGAUUUAAUGAAUUAAUUUAAGCGAAAGAACGUUAAGGUUAACGUCGGAGUACGACAGGCAAUUUCGGAGCCUGAAACACACUUGUACCUGACGAAACCUUGUGAAUAAGAGAAGCAAACCUGCGUUAGAUUGAAAAAUUAAUUAUUGAAUAGUUUUUUAUUUUUUAAUUAAAAUUUUGAUUAAUAAACUUGUCGAGCGCGUGCGCAUUAUAAAGAUUAAUUAUUUAAAAUAUCUUUUUGAAUUAUAUAGAUAUUUAGUUUUUAAUUAUUUUGGUAUUGCUCGAUUACUGAGGCCGUUUUUAAAAGUUCGUAAAAUCGAGGGUUUACUAUAAUUUUACUGAUUGCAGUGAAGUAGGUUUGAUGUGUAAUUGACGAUAUAUUCUAUACCCUUUAUAUCCAUACGUAAUGUAUAUCUACUAGUUCUAUAUCUGUUUUUACAAAUCCGAAUUAAGGUGCAAUCGUCUCAUAUUGUAAUUGAUUUAUUAUCUAUAUACAAUAUGGAUUCUAUGUUUGUCUUGCGAUGAUACAUGCGCUUAAUACAUCGUUCCCAAGUACAAUUAAAAGUUGUAAGAAUAUAUUGUUUCCAUAAAUCCACAAUGUAUUCAUUCCACAGAUCUUUUUACAAAUAUAUAAAUUAUAAAACA